Molecule: messenger RNA, 1434 nt
Organism: Lachancea lanzarotensis
Lineage: Eukaryota; Fungi; Ascomycota; Saccharomycetes; Saccharomycetales; Saccharomycetaceae
Product: LALA0S02e03532g1_1
Exons: 1
Coding region: 1-1434 (477 amino acids)
Biological process (GO): protein quality control for misfolded or incompletely synthesized proteins
Cellular component (GO): i-AAA complex
Molecular function (GO): misfolded protein binding
Source: RefSeq, a predicted model, not a curated record
AUGCUUGCAGCACGAUUUGCAGUGAGAAAUGGGUUUCGUAGGGCUUCCUACGCUUCUUCCAAGGCCAAAUUGCCUUUAGUUCGACAUAUCACUACGAAUUCGUACGGUGCUGCUUUCAAAGCGAACCAGAGCGUUUGGCAGAAAUGGCUUUACGGAGUGGGAAUGUUUGGUGCACUUUCAGCUGGAUUAUGGUAUUUUUACUGGCCCAGACACACGUUUUCAACCAGUGUGGCGAAAAUCUUAAGAAAAGCGUUGUGGGAGGAAAGUGAUCGGAAGGACCACGAUUAUCAGGCUGCCCUCAAAUACUACCUGGAGGCGCUGCAGGAAUGUGACAAGCUAGAAGUGGAUCCUAUCAGUGAUGAAUACACUGGUAUUGAGCUGAAAGUGGCCGAAAUGUACGAAAGACUGGACAUGGGCGACCGUGCCCACGAUUUGUAUUUGGAAAUGCUGUACCGGUAUUUCGACGCUUUACAUAGUCCGGGGCGUGUUGCGGAUAAUCUGAGACCGCAUUUGAUCCAAAAAGAUUUGCGCGUACUCAUCAAGUCUUUGGAGAUGAACAAAGACGUCCAGAUCGGAAAACGAAAUUUGCUGGCACAUCUGUUGUUAGCGCAAGAAGAAGUCCUCAGUCGUUCUCCAGAGCUCAAAAAAUACUUUGACAAACGCAAAGAGCGGACCGCAAAGCUGUUUCGAGGAGAUACCAUGGCAGCCCAACCGCUCGAGUUUCAAAACCUGGUGAACGAGGACAACAUCAAGCUGAAUGAGGAAUCGUACAUGAUUGUGGACUUGGCAAAAAACAGCAGUGCGUGGGAGCCGUUCAAAGAGGAGUUCUUCACCGCGAGAGAUCUUUAUACGGCCUACUGUUUGUCUACGCAAGACAUCACAUCCGCACUAAGCUGCAAACUCACCACUGUGGAGUGGAUGGUAAUGGCCGAUAUGCCUCCGGGUCAAAUAUUACUGUCUCAGGCUAAUCUGGGCUCCCUACUAUACCUGCAAGGAGAAAAUUUUGAAUCUAGGAUCCAUAAGCUGACUUUGCAGCGCGAACAAGCCGCUAACUCUUCCGAUGAUGACACCAUGAUAAGAACUUUGCGUCAGCUUCAUAAAAACAGAGAUUCGUGUUUUGAAAUGGCCCACAAGUGCUAUGACAGCAUUAUCAGAUUUUCCAAGAAAAACAAAAAGUUGAGGUUCAACGCCAAAGAUCUGAUGGACCCAUCAGCAGCUCACGCUAUUGCUCUCUCUAUUUACGGAACUGGUGUGAUCAGCCUGCAUAAACGAAACUGGGCCAAAGCGGAGAGACUCUUGAAUGAAUCCAUAGCUCUUGCCGAAGAAACGAAUUUCCAAGAGCUUCUCACCGAAGCCCAUCAAGAACUACGCAAAGUUGCAAUUGCCAAAGAGGCUGCUGCGUCAAAGUCCACAACCGAUACGCCAGCAAACUAG